AUGUUCUCACAAAAACAAAAAGCCCUCGACUUGCAACGCAAACUGCAACAAAGGAACACACCGUCCUUAUUGAUACAAGAGUGGUACCACCAUAAUCGGAAGAAUCACAACAACAACAAGAAAAUGCUGGCCAAUUCUGAUCGAGGACUCCCUUUUGUUCUUUGGUCGAGUAUCUCUCGCAAUGAUACCAUUCUCGUCGAAGCCGGCGACGAAGGAUACGAAGGAGCUGUCAGUAUUACGGCCAAGGAACUCUUGAACCGAGAACCCACGCCAGGAUGGGAGUUUCACACGCAACAGCGCCGCAGCCAUUUGCGAGGAGGAGGAAAUCCGUUUGCAAUGCAAUGGCCACUCGCCAAAAAAUCAAAAAGUCAUUGGAAACCGCCUCGUCUCAAGGGAGCCAAGUUUCAUGUCUACGAAAAGGACAACAAUGGCGAAUACAUUGUCUGGGUCUUUGCAUCGGUCUACGAUCCCAACAAUAUAUCCAAAGAGGUCGUACAGACGUUUCUGACCAAAUUGGUAGAUGACACGGAACACCAUCGAGCCAAUGACUUUGAAUGGCUGUAUGGACCCACAUUGGCGUGUCAAGAUGUCUUUGGACCCAUGUUGCGACAUUACAUGAUGCAAGUCUCGCACUUGGUCAAGUGUUCCGAAAUUCAAAAACACGUCGAAGUGGCCAGGGAAAAGAUGCACAAGAAUAUUGAACUGUUGCUCGAGCGGGAUGAAAAGAUUGAGGAUUUGAAUGAGGAAGCCACCCGGUUGCAAGAAAUGGCAGUCGUCUUCAAAAAGAGAGCCAAGGAUGUCAAGCGAAUGAAAAUGUGGCAAGAUGCCAAGCAUGGAUUGGCAGUGGGCAUGGCUAUAACUGCGGGUGUGGCUCUUGUCACUGUCCCUCCCCUCAUUGCAUUGUUGUAA
Messenger RNA from Seminavis robusta, 909 nucleotides. NCBI's taxonomy places the organism in Eukaryota, Bacillariophyta, Bacillariophyceae, Naviculales, Naviculaceae. The record is from the annotation of a GenBank genome assembly.